This is a messenger RNA of Maylandia zebra (zebra mbuna), 2515 nucleotides long. It is a transcript of the gene st3gal8, whose product is annotated as ST3 beta-galactoside alpha-2,3-sialyltransferase 8. Gene Ontology annotation, molecular function: beta-galactoside (CMP) alpha-2,3-sialyltransferase activity. The record is from RefSeq and is a predicted model, not a curated record. Lineage: Eukaryota; Metazoa; Chordata; Actinopteri; Cichliformes; Cichlidae. Gene Ontology annotation, biological process: sialylation. Gene Ontology annotation, cellular component: membrane.
UAGGUUGUAACGGCCGCUGUUUUCUUCGUGGGUAUUUAUAACAUGGCGUGCUGCGGGAAAAAGGCUGUUCUAAAACAAACAACUAAAGAAUGUAAAACAUUCCCUCCAAAAAACUUGUAGAUUCUAAACAAGCAAGUCAGUCCGUGCAUGAUUACAUUGCUUCGCCCAUCAAAAAGUACCUGAGACAAUAUACCGCCUAUCAUCAUUUAUUGGACUGACGAAUGUCAGUUGGAAAAAAUUUACAAAUCAAAUGAGAAAAAGGGAAGCAAAGAUUGUAAAGUGCACAUGUGUGUUAAACCAGAUCAAACGGAUACUGUGUAGAAAACUGUGUGAUAGCCGAUUUACAUAAAUAGUAGUGAAGAAUCACACACUGACACAGGUUAGCUGACAGGUCAGACUGAGUGUGUUCGUGCAUAGAGACACACACACACACAGUGAGAGGGAGAUUUACAUUGAGAGCUGAAACAGGAGAAGCUGUACUGAAUCCAGAUCUGAUUGGGAUUCACAGGCUGAGUUCUGUGUGCACGGAUACAUUCCUUCAGGGGGAGAGGGGCGGUGUGGAGAUCUUGUAUCUACCAAUCAGAAAGCAACACCGGUCUCAGCCUUAAUGGAGGAAAAGCUGAGUGGUGUCGUGACAGAACAAAGGAAAAAGUCCAGAUGACAGCAGGUGACACAUUCCCACUAUGCUGACAUAGCUGGUCAAUUGACAGCUCAAGAACACGCCCUUCCUGCUGAACACCGAUAGUGCAGCAAUGAUUGUUAGGAGGAAGGCUUGUGUUGCCUUGGUGAUCGCUGCCAUCCUCUUCCUCAUGAUUGCCAGCCAGAGCAUUCAGAGGAGGUAUUUCCUGUUGCAGCCUGCAGCUCCGCCCAGAGGCCACAGCACGUCCAGUGGCAGGAUGACAGCAGCUGAAUUCACAGGCCCAAUUUCAGGUCAGGCACCUCCUUACCUGAAACCUGAACAAAUUCCCACCGAGGAAGAGAUGGUUGAGGAAGAAAUUGACGAGGAGGAGGAAGAGAUGGUGAUUCAGGAGCAGCUUAUGAAAAACGCUAAGCUGUGUGGCUGCUCUGAUGCCUGUAUUUCAGACAACAAUGGGUCGAAAUGGUUCAGCCAGCGCUACGACGCUAAACAGCAGCCCAUCAUCAAAGAGACCGGCAAUAAUUUUGACUCUGAUGCACUUCAAUGGUGGCUGAGUCUUCAACGGGCCGGUAACGAUCAGUCCUUGGAGGAAGUGAUCUCAAAGAUGUUCCAGGUCAUAUCCCCACCCUCUAUAGACUUGGAGCCCGUGCCCUCACGUUGCCGUAGUUGUGCAGUGGUUGGCAACUCUGGCAACUUACGGCAUUCUGGACACGGUGCACUCAUUGAUUCUCAUGGCUUCGUGUUCCGGAUGAACAAGGCGGUGACUAAAGGGUUUGAGGAAGACGUCGGUCGUCGGACGACGCAUCACUUCCUGUACCCAGAGAGUGCAGUGGACAUCAGUAAUGGUACCAGCCUCAUCCUGCUGCCAUUCAAACUGAGAGACCUGGAGUGGCUGACCAGUGCGCUGUCCACCGGAACAGUCAAAAUGACCUACAUGAGGGUGAAAGCAAGAGUGCACGCUGAUAAAGACAAGGUUGUUGUGGUGAACCCAGUGUUCUUUAAGUAUGUUCAUGAACGUUGGAACGAGCAUCAUGGUCGCUACCCGUCCACCGGCAUGCUGGCCAUCGUCUUUGCUCUGCAUGUCUGUGACCAGGUGUCAGUGUUUGGUUAUGGUGCAGACAAGCAAGGAAACUGGCAUCAUUACUGGGAGAAGAAUCAGUUUGCCGGAGCCUUCAAGAAGACUGGCGUCCACAGCGCUGAUUUUGAGAAUCAGAUCAUCCAACACCUUGCCAACGAAGGCAAGAUCACUCUACACCUCAACACAACCACAUCCGUGCAGACAGAACUAGGCACCAACGACAGACUGGCACAUAAACUCAAUUGACCUCUACCUGGCUGAUCGUCAAAACACCUGGCUGUCCUCUGGCACUCAAACCAAAUCUGAGCCAGUUUUUAGACCAUACAUUUGUUGUUUUGGGUAGAAAUUAGACUCCUGCACUUUUUCUGUCAGUCACCACAACUGCCUUGAGUCAGACAUCCAGGAAUGCUGGAAUGAAUGUUGUUAAGCUUUUUCAGACAGCUGAAUUACCUGUGGACACAUCUGUGAGGCUUAUGUAAUUUAGAGAUCCCCUGCCUCUUCCAACGUUUGCUGGCUGAAAGAAGUUAAAGCUCAACUCAAAAAAAUCAGUCUGUUUUUCUAGACCUAAAACCAACUUUCCUGACGUGUGCAACUGCUGGGAUAGACCACAAAGACCUUUGCUGUGAGCUGGAAACAACCACAAACUUUAUUUUAUCCUAUCUUUGUUUUUAUUGGAUUUUAUAGGUACACAGGGAUAACCUUUGUUCUCUGUCUUUUUUUUUUUAAAUAAAAGCACUUUUUCCUUAAGAAGAAAUGGUGGAAAGAGGCCGAGUGAAGGAAGUGUUCACUUGGCCACAUAA